AUGGCCGACGACGGCGCAAAGCCCAAGAUUGGCUCACUCAAGGAUAGGAUCAAGCAAUUUGAAGCCUCUUCGUCUGCAUCUUCAAGUGGUCCUACCCCUCCGCCUCUGCGGCCUAAGCCUGCGACGCUUGGGCAGUGGAAGCCGAAACCGCUGGAUCCGCCUUCACCAAACAAGCAGACAAGCUUUGAAAUAGCAGAUAAUUCGACUCACGCAAAGGAAGAUGACUCGCAAGGAACUGGAAUGUCCGCUACGGACGCCAUGGAGUCUAUAUCCAAAGGCGGAGGCACUUUGAAGGAACGAAUGGCUGCGCUCCAGGGCAAAGGAGCGUUUGGAAACCCUGCAGCUGCGUCUACUGCGCCGCCUCUUCCAAGCAACGAGGGCAAACCGCGAGUUUGGCGCGCAAGCCCAGCGCCUCCAUUACAACCCAAACCUGUGGUCGAAAUCACUCCUACGGAUACACCCGUAGAUGAGUCUCAUGAGGCUACAGAAUUGACAAACCCAGAGGUUUCCGUGUCCAGCCCAGCGGACGAUGACCCUCGCAAGCCCAAUGACGCCACGCAGCACGAAGAAGGGCAACCAGGGACGGAAGAAGAUGAAGAGAGAGAGAAGCGUGCUGCGAUUGCGGCCCGUAUGGCUCGACUUGGAGGUGCAAAACUUGGAAUGCCCAUUGGAUUUGGUGUUCCGACCAAGGGUCUCUCCAAGCCUACGACACCCGCGACGCCUACGAAUCCAGCAGCAGCAGAAUCCGAAGAUGGGGAUGCAACUGAAAGCACGAGUAGUAGACCUCGUCAAACUACUCUCAACACUGCGCUCCAGAUCCCUCUUCCCAAGAGCCAAGGGAGCCUUUUAUCCCCUGGAGACGAUCUUCCAUCUGAGUCGGACGCGUCAACGUCGAGCAAGCUGGUGCCUCCUCGGUCCCCAGCCAUUCCUCGCAGUCCAGACUCGAUGCCCAUUCCCGCGCUCCCUAAGCGUACUGCUGGUCCAAGGAGGAAGAAGAGUGUCAAGGAGAUUGUGCCUCCGGCUAUUGAGGAUACGCCACCAGUGCCGUCCACCGAUGUCACCCCUGAGGGUGAACCAGAGGCAAAGUCCCUGUCAGAAGUCACUCAAAAUGACACAGAGGCACGCAUUUCCGAGAGCUCUGCCGCUGGACACCUCUCCGAGGAGUUGCCAUCAGUUGCUCCCUCAGGCGAGGAAGAAUCUGAGGAUGUCGCCUCAUCUCCUCUUGUUCGACCCAAAGUUGACAUUCCAACCGAUCCAAGCGAUGACCUUGACACCAACUUGUUAACGCCGCGUGCAGGAUACGGUUCAACGGACGAGGCGGAGGUUGCUUAUCCCACGGAGACCGGCAUCGAGGACGAACAAGGGUCUGAAGGGGAUGAGGAUAUCCGAAAGCAACGAGUGGCCGAGAAGAUGGCCAAACUUGGAGCCGUGAAUCCUCUUGCACCGGGAAGUGUGUCUCCCACCUCUCCUCACGGGAUAAAGGAUGAAGAGACGUCUGGUCAUAGCGAAAAGGGAAAUAAGUUCGAGCAGAGUCAUGUGGAGUCUAUCAUUCCGGCUGAUGAAUCGGAGAACAAAGUUGCUGUCUUGUCCUCGUCUGGUCAAAUCACUGGAGGCGCAGACUCGUCUCAUCGCCCUGAGCGGUUUUCCAAUGCAGAUGUCGCUAUCGUCACCUCUGAAGUAGACGAGGAAGACUACGAUGUGGACUACCCAAUGAUGUCUCCUGUUGGGGGUGGUUCCUCAGCGUAUGGUGGCUUUUCAGAACCUGCCGCGAGCCCAUCCGAGCCCUUGCCUCGACAGAAAGCGGAAGACCUCUUUACUGAAGGUCAUUCACAAGUCCAAAGGCAUACCACGCGCCCAAUACCCCCACCGCCAAUGCAUGCCGAGCCUUCAAUUAAUGCAGAACAAGAAGAUAUCUCUGGCGCCUUGACAGCGGCCUUGGCUCGGCGACCUCCCAUCCCGCCCUCGGCAGAAGAAGAGAUAUCGUCGCCAUCGAGAUCGCUCUCGAGAACUCCAUCCCCCUCGCCCGCCCUCUUUGUACGCGAAGGGGCACCAAGCCCUCCAUCGAUAGGGGAGCGGUCACAGCUCUACUCUGAGGAAGAGUAUGAAGUCGAAGAACAAGAGGUCGAGGAGCCCGAGGUUGAAUCCGAAUCACCCCCUCCGGAAGAACUAGAAGAACAUCAAGAGGAGCAAGAAGAGUCACCCAAGGUUGAAAACGUGCCACCACCUUUGCCUGCUGGACGUCCCCAGGUUCCAAACGUGCGGCGGUCGAUCCCACCACCACCGCCGCCGCCGCCGGCUGCAAUUGAGAGCCCUCCAGUGGAUGUCGAUCACACUAGUGACCACACCGCCAAUAAUGUGCCGCCCCCACUACCCGGUGGCCGGCCACCUGUUCCAAAUGUGCGGAGAUCAAUACCGCCGCCUCCCCGUUCAAUGUCACCUCGAUAUACAGAACCAGUUACGACUGCCGACAAUGGUGAUCAUGAAGACACACCAUCGACCAUCAGCAACGUUCCUCCGCCCUUACCAAGCGGAAGGCCCCCGAUUCCAGUCACACGUCGGUCCAUCCCUCCACCACCGCGCUCAGCUUCACCCCGAAGUAUUGAAAUCACGAUUCCCGUGGAGAUGCAUGAGCGGGAGACGGUCCAAUCAGCGGUUGGCAUGCCACCACCCCUACCAGCUGGAAAACCUUCCGUUCCGUUUAAGCGCAAAUCAAUCCCACCCCCACCACCCGCCGCGGCAGUUACACGGGAGGAAGAUGUAGAGGCACCUUCGACUAGUCCACCUGCAUCGUCGUCCGCUCGCUCCCAGCGACCACAACAAUCACUGAUGAUGAUCCCGAAUUCACCAACCGGAGAGAGCGAAACUGAAGAGGUCGAUUAUAUGAUUGGCGAGUCGCCAGUGGCUCAGGUCCAGGAUGAGACCCACAAUAUUCGCAAGGCAGCGGAAAGGCCAGCGAUGGUGCCUCCACGUGCCAAGUCGCCCAUCCAAAGCAAAAGAAAGGAGAUAAUGGAUGACGAAGAAGGAGAUCCUGUCGACCCGCAUUUCAUUGGAAGGCACCAGUCUCCUCCCGUGAGCCAACAACCCACCCCCACCCCUCCUCGCAGAGUAUCUAUACCCCAGUCACCACCUCACAAAGUUUCAACGCCACAACGCCAAACGUCGGAAGAUGGACAACCUCCAGCUGCUGAGGAAGCAGAGGAUGAUGGAGAGGCCGCUCGUCGCAGGACAAUUGCUGAGAGAAUGGCAAAGCUUGGUGGAAUCAAGUUUGGCAUGCCCGUGCCUGCUCCGCGGGCUGCUCCCGUUCGCAAAAUGUCCGAGCACGAAAAGGAAGAGGCAUCCAACGACAAGCAAGAGGAAGAUCAAGCUGAUCAAAACCCAGAGGAAGCACAACGUGCACGACGCGCCGCGCUUGCUGCCCGGAUGGCUGCGAUGGGUGGUCGAGGAUUUGGAAUGUAUGGAGGCGUGCCACCUGCACCAGCACCUCCGGUUGCUACAAGAUCUCCUUCGCCUCCGCCUCAAAGAGAGCCAGAGACAAGCCCAAGCCCGCCACCUCUUCCGACGAGCCGCCCGCCUGUGAAGCCAAAGGCGGAUCUGUCGGAAGCGGUCACGAGAACGCCGCCGCCAAUGCCAAAGGCUAGUGGCCCUGUUCCUGGUGAAACAUCUGAGAGUGAGCUCGAGAUGGUGAAUGCCGAGACGGAAGAUGAAGGUGAAAUCGUCGAGCAAGAAGACGAGGAACCAGAGCUUGUAGAGACGCCUCCUGCACCACCUUCGCGCUCAAAUCGUCCACCAGUACACGCAAUUAAUCGUUCGCCGCCUCCAAUUCCAGGAAAGCCACGCUCAAUGUCCAUAGAAGCACAGGAUGUCACCCCUCCUGCAGUCGUGCGACGUGCACCAUCUACUAGACAACCCCCAGCGCCAGUGCCACUAGGAGUCGAGUAUGUGGUCGUCGACGAGGAGAACCCACAAAACAGAUCUCGUGCCCCACAAACCCGCACGAUUCCUGAGCCACCUCGAGACGCUUCCAACGGCCCAUCCAUGGAAUCCAGCGGACAAUGGGAGCUUCCGAAUAUCCCAAGUGGCUCACUCGACCUUGGACGGUUUGGUCAAGGCACCAGCAAGCCAGGACUGCAGCCACCAAAGCAUCUAGAAACAGAUGCAUCGUGGACCAAAGUCGAACAAGAGCAACUAUCUGUACCUUCUACCUCUCAGAUGGGCCCAAUUACGCCGUCAGAACCGUUCAAUGGGCCUGCACCACCCAAGGUAUCUGUCGACACGCUGGCGGCGCUAUCGGAAAAGUACGGCGCAAAGAUUGUGCAAUCUGCUCAGCAAAUUCACGAGAGGUCGAAGAGGCUCGUGAUCGGUGACGGUUCCUCGACGUCGUUUUUGUACAUGGCGCUCGCACCGACCGGCGCUUCAACGACCAGCUUGGGGCACUUGAUUUAUGCGCAGACGGGUGGAUCUGUGCAAAAGAGGCUGGGGGAUAUCAUGCCCGGUGAUAUCGUUGCUCUGUAUGAGGCACAUUUCAAGGGCCACAAGGGCGGCCUCGGGUUGGGUAAUUAUUCGGCUGUGUGGGGAAGCCGAGAAGAGCCUGUUUUGGGUAUUGUGAGUGACUUUGAGGCGAAGAAGAGCAAGAUCAAGGCAUACGCUGUCAAUCAGCAUCCGAAUUCGUAUCCGACGAUCGAUGCACCGAGCUAUAAGCUUGAUGAUUUGAAGAGCGGGACCGUAAAGGUUUUCCGAGUCGCCGAAGAGAUGCGUUGA
Serendipita indica DSM 11827 is the source of this 4758-nucleotide messenger RNA. Lineage: Eukaryota; Fungi; Basidiomycota; Agaricomycetes; Sebacinales; Serendipitaceae. The record is from the annotation of a GenBank genome assembly.